AUGGAACAUUCAAAUGUCAUUUCGCUUGAUGAUUCAGCUAACAUAGAAAGUGUAAAGGUUAAAUUUGAGGGUCUCAAGCAUGUUAAUUCUUCACAUCUUAACUUUUAUAAUAAAAAAUUUGAUAAUAUUAAGGAUAUGGGGAGUCUACUCCAGGCUGUAAAAGGUGUUCAUGAAGGUUUAAUUUCAACUGGUAUAUUUUCGGAUGUGAUCCCAUAUAUAACAACAGAUCCAGAGGUUAAAUCAAAAGUCGAUGUGAAAUUUCAUUGUGUAGAAAAUAAAUUUCAUUAUACGAUAGGGAGCUCUGUAAAUAAAAAGGGUAGAAUAGGAGUUGAGGCUUCUGCAUAUAUUCCAGGAAUAUUUGGUAGUUUAAGUACUGCAAAAUUAAAUUUCGAAGCUUCAGGACAACAAUCUGGGGAAUGUGGUGCUAGCAUAUUUACUCCUAAUAUAUUUGGAUCAAAUUUCAAUAUGCUAUAUAAUAUAUAUAAAACAAUGAUUGAUCAUAGACAAACCUCUUCGUAUACUGAGAAAUCUUUUGGAGGUAUACUCAGAAUAUCAGACAUGUUUGGACGGAAUAGUAUAUGCUUUGAAUCAAGAGCUAGAGAUACAGUUACAACGAAAUCUCCUAGUAACAAUGAAGAUAAUCUUAGCUCAUUUGCAUCUAUAUUGAAGAUACCAAAUCAAUCUAUCAAAAACAGCAUAGGGUAUUCAUGGAAUAGAAUUAAACAACAUAACCUAUCAACAGAUCAAGAUAAUUUGGUCAUUGAAAAAUCUAUAGAACCAUUGGAAUAUAUAGAAGACCAACAGGAACCCAUCCCCAGUAUGACAAUAACACAACUUAGUUCAGAAUAUGCAGGAUUAAAUGGAGAUGUAACAUUUCUAAAACUCCAAGGAUUCCAUAAAUGGAGAGGUUCAUUUGCAAAAUAUAUAGAUGCUAAAUUCGUGAGAAAUUUAAAUUUUGAAUUUAAUAUGGCAUUUGGAAUUUUAUUACCAAAUAUUUUUAGUUCAGACUAUCCUCUAGUUUCAACAAUUCAUGAUCGUUUCUUUGUAGGUGGAAAUUUUGGUUAUCACAACUGUUUAAGAGGUUUUGCAGCUCGUGGUAUAGGUCCAUGUGAGCUACGAUAUGGUAGUAAUCAAGAACAAAUAGAUACAUCAAAACCUAUCUAUGAUUAUUUGGGAGGAGAAGGUUUUAGUUUAGCAGAAUUUCAAAUAUCAUACCCUUUAAAGUUGGACUUUCUAAAGUUUGGAAUGAGACCCCAUUUAACAGGUUUCAUAAGUGCAGCUUCUAUUAUAGAGAAAACGAAAGACUUUAUCAAACCUAAAUGUGAUGUAGAUAGGUGUACAAUUUUAUUACAAGGUUUGAGAGCUUCCACAGGGAUUGGUCUCAUGUUCCCAAUAAAUUCUGCAAAUUUAUCUGUUACAUUAUCGACGCCUUUGAAAUAUUGUCAUACAGAUUUACUUGAAAAUGUACAAUUAGGUAUUAGGUUGGCUUAUUCACCAAUUUAG
Molecule: messenger RNA, 1503 nt
Organism: Cryptosporidium muris RN66
Lineage: Eukaryota; Apicomplexa; Conoidasida; Eucoccidiorida; Cryptosporidiidae
Exons: 2
Coding region: 1-1503 (500 amino acids)
Cellular component (GO): outer membrane
Source: RefSeq, a predicted model, not a curated record